CUGCCGAAGGGUUUUGGCCUGACAUGUCUACUGUACUCGUUUCCUAGAUGCUAUCUGGCCUGCCGAAUUCCUCCAGCAUUUUGUGUGUGUUGCUUAAACCUUUUCCUUUGAUCUAAUAGUGGUUUUAACUUCUCUUGGUUGUCAUCACUGGACUACAUUUCCUGUUGGAAUAUUUUUUUGCCUUUGAGGGAUAUAAAUUACUUGUGAGCAAUGUAUUUUUAAAAUGUUACCCAUUGUUUCUUCACUGUCAUAUCUUAUACUGUAUUUUUUCAAUCUACUAUAGCCAUCUUGAGCUUCUUGUACCUUUGUAGUUUGCUUUUAGAUUUCAGACCCUAGCAUCGGAUUGAACUAAGUUGGUUUAAAAUGUUAUAUAAAACCUGACAUACUAUAACAUUUCCCUAAAGACCCCUUUAGAUUUAUUUAUCUAUUUAUCAAGCCCACAUCACCCUAUUACACCCAUGUUAAUCUGUAUGUCUUUGGAACAUGGGUGGAAACCAGGGCACCCACAGGAAACCCACGCGAUCACGGGGAGAAUGUACAAAUUCCUUACAGACAGUGGUAGGAAUUGAACCCAGCUGCUGACGCUGUAAUAGCACGACUCUGCCAAGCUGCCCCAUUAAUUUGAUUAAUUUUAAACCUCUCAACAGUACCCAUUUCAGAGUGGUUAGAAAAGUACAGUUAAUCAGAUGCCCUCAAGUCUGUUUUAGUAACAAUUCUCAGCUUGCACAAGAGAGAGAUGGUGGAGGAGGAUAGAAGAGAGUUUGCUUGAUGCACAGUGGCUAAAUGCAUUGUCUGGUGGAAUGCAGAAUGAUCCUAGACUUGAAUCUUCGACUCUGCAGUGAUUAGAUAUUGGAUAAUUGGAGUGUUACAGUUGGCUCAGUGCAGAGAAGUUGGGGGUUGUGGUAUUUUGUACAAAAUUAAUUCUGUCACUGUACUAACCAAAGGUACAGCUGGCCAUGUGUGGGUAGAAGGUGGGGAGGAAAGAAUUGAAUCCAGCCUCCUCUUGGAGCUGAGGUUGGGCAUGGCAGAAGGCAGCGUGCCUCACUCAGAGGGUGGUGUGAGUGUGGAAUGAGCUGCCGGUGGAAGUGGUGGAUACGGGCUUGAUUGAAACAUUUAAGAAAAGUUUUGAAAGGUACGUGAAUGGGAAGGGAAUGGAGGGAUAUGGUGCAGGUGUGGGUUGAUGGGACUAGGUAGAAUAACAGUUUGGCACAUACUAGGUAGCUGAAGGGCCUGUUUUUGUGCUGUAAUGUUCUGUGACUAUAUAGUAGUGAUUAUUUUUCUUUUGGGAUAUUAAGUCUUGUCUUUACUCUGCAGGCUGAUUGUAGCUAAGAAGGCCUCAAGACCUUCCUUCUGCUGUCAGAACACAGUGAAGAUUUCUGGAGAGCAGCGUGUGUUGAGUCCAAGAAUUCAUUUCACCAUUAGUACAUUGCUAUGUAUUGCUCUCUUUUGUAUCUGCAAGAGUGUGAGAACAGGGACAUUUUUUUUGCAUAAUUGCAUGCUUUUCCCUCCUGGUUUUUCCCCCGUACUACUGCACAGUGUUGCUCUAUACAGUGAUUUUUUUUCUCUCUGCACUCCUUCCCCCAGCCUUUGCAAAAAUAUCACCCUCUUUUCUUCCCCACCCACCCUGGGUGUUAAAUUGUUCCAGGUUUCGUCUGCCCUCUGCUGUUUUAACUAGUGCACUGUGUGGAGUUGAGCACAAUGAACAGUGAACUAUUAGCAACGUGCAGUGCCUUAGGAUAUUUGGAAGGAGACAGUUAUCACAAAGAGCCUGAUUGUUUAGAAAGCAUCAAGGACCUUAUCAGGUAUCUAAGAUAUGAGGAUGAGUCAAGAGACAUUCGACAGCAACUAGGAGCUGCACAGAUUCUGCAGAAUGAUUUACUGCCGAUUAUCACACAGUACCCUCAGGAGAAAAUGCUUUAUGAAGCAGUUAUUAGAUUGCUGGUAAACCUAACACAGCCAGCACUUUUGUGUUUUGGGAAAGUUCCUACCAACCCCACCUUCAGGCAUCAUUUUCUGCAAGUGAUUUCAUAUCUGCAGGCAUACAAAGAGGCUUUUGCAAAUGAAAAGGUGUUUGGAAUUCUCAGUGAAAAACUCUAUGAUCUCUUGCAACUAGACUGGGAACAGAGGCAGGAGGAGGAUAAUCUACUGAUUGAAAGAAUCUUGUUAUUAGUUCGAAAUGUUCUACAUGUGCCCCCUGAGCCCGAGGAGGAGAAGAAUGUUGAUGAUGAUGCCAGCGUGCACGAUAAGGUGUUAUGGGCCAUUCACAUGAGUGGGAUGGAUGAUCUAAUCAAGUUCUUGGCUGCUUCCCAGGAUGAGCAACAGUGGGCCAUGCACAUACUAGAGAUAAUCUCCCUCAUGUUCAGAAAUCAGAACCCUGAACAACUUGCCACCACAGGGCAAGUAAAGACUGAACAGCAGAAAGAGAACGAGUCCAGAGAGCUUGAAAUCUUAAAGCAGAGAGAGCUGGCUGCAAAGAAGAAGAGAACUUUCGAAAGGGGGACCAGGCAUUCCCGUUUUGGGGGAACAUACCUCAUACAAGGCUUGAAAUCAAUUGCAAAUAGGGAUGUUGUUUGUCACAUGGGAGUUCACAAGGUUAAAAACUACAGUCACGAUUGUGGCAAGAAGACCAGCAAAGUUCCAAAGAGGAAACAGGCUGCAGUAGAGGUGGAGAGCAAGCGGCGUUCUGCUCUGAAUGUGAGGUUGUUCCUGAAGGAAUUUUGUGUUGAUUUCUUGGAGAACUGUUAUAACAGAUUGAUGUACAUAGUAAAGGACAAUCUCAUACGUGAAAAAGCACAGCAGCAUGAUGAGACCUACUACCUCUGGGCCAUGCCCUUCUUCAUGAGGUUCAACAGGGUGUAUAGAUUCCGCCCUGAACUAGUAUCCGAGACUGUCACCAUUCGAGCGUUUCACUUUGUGGAGCGUAAUAUCACCAACUACUAUGAGAUGAUGCUAACUGACAAGGCAGCGGCUAGUUCUUGGUCAAGACGAAUGCAUCUAGCUCUGAAAGCUUACCAAGAGCUGCUCAGCACCAUUAAUGAAAUGGACCACUCCAAGGAUGGAAAUCUGCGAGAGAGUGCCAGAGUUAUCAAAUGUAACAUCUUCUAUGUUAUGGAGUUCCGAGAAUUGUUCUUAACAUUAUUCCGGAAGUUUGAUGCAACCAAGCAACCCAAGUCAUUUUUGAAAGAUCUAGUUGAAACCACCCAUCUUUUCAUCCGGAUGAUUGAGAAAUUAUGUAAAGGCAAAAACAAUCUUAUUGUGCAGAGAAAGAAUGUGAAAAAGAAGAAGCUGAAAUCAAAUCAGAAUGCACCUGCUUCAUUGGAAAAGUCCCAAGAAGAACUUGAGGAGAUCUGGAAAACAACAUUGGAGCAGCUUGGCAAAUGUGCAGAGGGACAAGAGGCUCUGCCAGAGGAUCUGGUCCCAUUUGAUGCUGCCUCAGAAGUCCCUGUGGAGGAGCAGAGGGCUGAAGCUAUGAUUCGCAUACAGGAUGCAAUGCUGGCCAGCAAAGCCACAGAGGCUCUAGUGCUUCUCCGAGCAGCACGGGAAGUGUGGCCUGAAGGUGAUGUUUUUGGCUCUGCUGACUUGCUGCUUGAUGAAGAGUUUGAACUGCUUAGACAAAUACUGUUUGCAAAUUUGCCAAGGCUACCACCUGCUGAAGUUGAAGACAGUGAAGAAUUUCGUGAUGAAGAAAUAGAAGAGGAAGAAGCAGAAUCUGUGAGAGUAACAGAAAGUGAAUUUAACUUCUUGGAUUAUCUCAAGAGGUUUGCUACUGUUGGUGUCGUGAAGCCCUAUGUUCUCCUGCUGAAGGACUACCGGCAGAACAGUGCUCAUAUUAAUCACUGCAUUGUAAAGAUGCUCUAUCGGAUAGGAUAUGACUUGAAAAUGGAUGCCCUUCUUUAUCAGCUUUCAGUAUUCCACUUAUUCAGCCACAUUCUGGAAGAUCCAGCAGCUAGUGCAUACCAAGAGCUGGUGAAGUUCUGCAGAUACGUCUUGAACCGAUUCUUUACCUUAGCUGCUAGCAACAGCAAGGCCUUCGUGGAGUUGCUUUUCUGGAAAAAUAUUGCAACCAUUCGAGAAAUGACUGAGGGUUACAGGAGAGAUGAGGAAAGUGGGACAAAUAAAAAGACUCCCAUAUGGACAUCAGAAGAAGAGCAGGAACUUGAAACAUUGUAUCUAAGGUUCAAAGAGGAAGAUGGAGAUAAAGAUGUAAUUGACAACAUCAUGGAACACAUUAAAAAUGAGACGAGAACCAGAAAGCAAAUUGCUGCUAAACUUGUCCAGUUGAACCUGGUGGACAGCAUCAAAGAUCUGAAACGUGUCAAGAAGGGGACUAAGAUUGUGCUUUGGAGAGAGGAGCAGGAAAUGGAGCUUGAGACAUUGUUUGUGGAGUUCAGAGGAUCAGAUGAUGUCCUUGGUAAUAUCAUGAAAAACAUAACCCAUAAACGAUCCAGAGCCAGAAUUAUUGAUAAAUUGAUCAGUAUGGGCCUCAUUUCUGAUAGAAAGGAACUCUACAAGAAGAGGAGGAAACUCACAAAGACGGGAAGCCAGGAAGAAGAUGAUUUCCUAAAUGAUGUGGGAUAUGAUCCUAGUCGGGGAUUGUCUGAAGAGGAGGAGGAGGAACUGGACAACAGUGACAGCAGUGAAGAUGAAAGUGGAGAGCAGAACAUCAAACCCAGACCAAGAUAUGCUGCAAAAGGAGAUACACAGAGGAUCGGUGGGUGGGAGCUUCACCCAGCAGUCCCAGCUCUGUGCUCCAAACUUAAACAGCAAGGUCUGACAGGUCCACUUUUGUGGCUGCAAAAUUGCCUCAACAGAACAGCAGACAAACGAGAAGAUGAUGGGAUUGUGAUUGCUGUGCCACUUGUCCCCUUGUCUGAAGAAAAUGAAGACGCUAUGGAGCAUGAGAUGUUCCAGAAGCUUCUGAAAAAAGUUGGAAUCCGACCUCCUGCUGACGAACAGGAGUCUUUUUGGAGGAUUUCUGCUAACCUGAGUGCCCUGCAGUUACGUAAGAUUGCUUCAGUUCUCACCCUGCAGGACAGUGAUGAUGGUGAAAAAGGAGCGGCGGAUGAAGUGGAUGAAAAUGUUAGUGCAGAUCGUAAGUCUGAGGCCUUGCGAGCUCUUGUGAUGGCCAGGGAGAGGCGUGCUGCUCCUCUUAAAGGCAGUGAUGAUGAACCUGAAGUGACAGCCAGUGGUGCCUUUGAGUCUGCCUCUGGAUCAGACAGCGACACUAAAAGUGAUGGUGAGAGGACCAAAGCCAAACAUUUGCUAAAGCGAAGUCGCAUUUUUGACAGUGACAAUGAAAUGGAUGACAAAGGACUUUCAGUUGAAGGCACACCUAAAGUGGAGGCGAUGGAGGACUCUGAGCCAAACUCCGAUGUCUCUGACUCCGAACUCACCCACAGAGUGGUCAAACGACGCCGGCGAGCAAUUGAAGAUGAUGAUGAUGAUGAUGAAUGAUUGAUUGACCUUGAUAAACUUAAGUCAUUUGAAGUGGUUUUGAACACUGGGUCACACAAAAAGUAACUUGUAACCAAGGAGUAAUGUCAUCAACAAAAACUAAUGUUCAUUAUGUAAGUUUUGUAAGCAAUUUCAUUCAAAGGAUGAAGUGUUACAUUUUAUCUAUCUUAAAUCAUCCUUGUUUGUAGUCAAACACUCUUUAGUAAAAUCUAUUAAAAUUAAUAAAAACUCUCUGUAAAGUUGAAUGUAUCCUUUUUUAAGAAAAAUUGUCCUGGUAUCUUGUGAAAGGGAAGAAGAGCACUGUUACUUUCAAGAAUUCUAACUGCAGUCCUUGCCGCAUAUUGGAUGCUGGUGUAACAUGGCUGCAGGCAGUAACAAGGGUGGUAGAGAAACAGUUUACUCAAGAAUUGAAGGCAUUACCUGAGCAAGGCAAUGGUGCAUGUCAAUUUUGAGCCAACAAGUUGAUUUUGGUUGGGGAGAGUGGUUAUUCUGCACAAAAUAAACAUGUUGGCCUAGCAAGAGGAAGUGAGGGAGGUUAUUUUAUCUCAUGGCCAUAAUUGGCAUUUUAGCAGAACAAUUGGUAGAAGUGUAAGGUCGGUGAUAGGGUUUAAUAAGAGAAUGGUUCGAUGAGGUUCAAUCAGUUUAAAAUAGGAAAGGAAAACAAUUGGUCCCACUUGAUUGCUUUAGUCACAUUUUCAUCCCUCUGUUGGUAGUGGCAGAGAGUCUGCUAGUGUCAGUUGUAACCCAUGUCCACCUGCAAUGAAUAGUGUGUGUGCUGUGAAGGAGAGGACUUCUCUUCCUGUUUUACUCCUUCAGUGUAAUUGGCUAGCUACAUCCUCCUUCAAUGAAGAACAACAAUGUCAUGAAUUCUACACUUUUUUGUGUAGCUCUGGAUAUUUUCCUUUCUGUGUUGGUAUUUGUACAUCUUAAACCUGAUGCGUUGAGGGAGCUA
Messenger RNA from Hypanus sabinus (Atlantic stingray), 6406 nucleotides. It is a transcript of the gene timeless, whose product is annotated as timeless circadian clock. Gene Ontology annotation, cellular component: replication fork protection complex. The coding region runs from base 1699 to 5454 and encodes 1251 amino acids. The record is from RefSeq and is a predicted model, not a curated record. Gene Ontology annotation, biological process: replication fork arrest; DNA replication checkpoint signaling; DNA repair. The transcript is spliced from 29 exons. Lineage: Eukaryota; Metazoa; Chordata; Chondrichthyes; Myliobatiformes; Dasyatidae. Gene Ontology annotation, molecular function: DNA binding.